This is a messenger RNA of Erigeron canadensis, 1329 nucleotides long. Its product is annotated as shikimate O-hydroxycinnamoyltransferase-like. The transcript has 2 exons. Lineage: Eukaryota; Viridiplantae; Streptophyta; Magnoliopsida; Asterales; Asteraceae. The coding region runs from base 1 to 1329 and encodes 442 amino acids. The record is from RefSeq and is a predicted model, not a curated record. Gene Ontology annotation, molecular function: acyltransferase activity, transferring groups other than amino-acyl groups.
AUGAAGAUUAGUGUAAGAGAAAUGACAAUGGUCAAGCCAACAGAUGAGACACCGAGGCGAAAGCUGUGGAGCUCCAUCCUCGACGUAGUGCACCCGAAUCUUCACACAGAAAUUGUGUAUUUCUACCGGUCCAAUGGUGAUGCCAACUUCUUUGAUACACAAGUUUUGAAAGAUGCAUUGAGCAGGGCUUUGGUUGCAUUUUAUCCUUUAGGAGGUCGGCUAAAAGAAUACCAAAAUGGUCGAGUUGAGGUAAAUUGUCAAGGACAAGGAGCAUUGUUCGUUGAAGCAGAAUCUGAUGGUGUGAUUGAUUAUUUUGGUGAGUUUGCACCUACAAUGGAGCUUCGAAAACUCAUACCGGCUGUUGACCACUCCCUACCAAUCGAAUCCAAACCUGUACUCAUAUUGCAGGUAACCUAUUUCAAAUGUGGGGGAGUUUCCCUUGGAGUUGGGAUGUUUCAUUCCGUCGUGGAUGCAGCAUCCAUGAUCCACUUUAUCAACACAUGGUCAGAAAUGGCUCGUGGACUUGACCAAAUUACUAUACCACCUUUCAUAGACCCGACCCUCCUUAGUGCUCGCAACCCACCACAACCCGUCUUUGAACACGUCGAGUACAAGCCCGCCUACUCUCCAAGUGCACUGAAAUCAGUACUACUUCAAAAAGCACCAUCAGAUGAAACCACCGUGUCAUCAAUAUUCAAGUUAACACGAGACCAGCUCGAUUCGCUUAAAGUUAAAUCAAAGGAAGAUGGUAACACAAUCAUCAACUACAGCACUUUUGAGUUGCUCGCUGGCCAUAUUUGGAAGUGCAUAUGUAAAGCCCGGGGGCUUUCGGAUGAUCAAGAAACUAAGCUCUACUUUGCUAUUGACGGGAGAGCCCGUUUUCAGCCCAGUCUGCCAAAUGGUUAUUUUGGGAAUGGUGCUCUUUUAGGAACAACAAUUCCUACAACGGUAGCAGGUGAGGUAAAAUCAAAUCCUAGUUCGUAUGCUGCUAGUAAGAUCCACGAUGCAAUUGUGAUACGGGACAACAACUAUCUGAGGUCUACACUCGACUAUCUGGAACUACAACCACCCAAUAUGAAGGCUGUACUUUUCGGUAUCUUCCAGAGUUGUAACUCCUCGAAUCUUGCAAUAAGCAGUUGGGCUAAGUUCCCACUUUAUGAUGCUGACUUUGGAUGGGGUCGACCUAUAUUUGUGGGGCUUCCUUGGCUUCCGGUAGAAGGUAUUGGUUUUGUGUUGCCAAGCCCCAUCAAUGAUGGGGGCUUGUCAUUAUUCAUUCGGCUUAAACUUGAGCACCACAAGCGUUUCACCAACUUGUUCUACGACAUCUGA